Messenger RNA from Rotaria sp. Silwood1, 789 nucleotides. NCBI's taxonomy places the organism in Eukaryota, Metazoa, Rotifera, Eurotatoria, Philodinida, Philodinidae. The record is from the annotation of a GenBank genome assembly.
AUGGAUCAAACGAAAAAGCUCAUCGAUGAUCGUCAUCAUUUUCGAGAUUUUAAAAUUUACUUUUCACGAUGGCGCAACUUAAAAGUUCUUAUUGGCACAUGUUCAACUUGGUUUUUACUCGAUAUUGCAUUCUAUGGCCUUUCACUCAAUCAAUCAAUAGUAAUAUCAGCUAUUAGUUUCGCACCAGAUGCAGCUAAACCAUCACCUUGGGAAACUCUGUUUAAACAGGCACUUGGGAAUUUAAUUAUUUCACUUCUCGGUGCUAUUUCUGGCUAUUAUGUUACUGUAUUCACUGUCGAACGUCUUGGCCGUAAGACUAUUCAAAUAGUUGGUUUUACUAUGGAAACUCUUCUUUUUAUAAUUGUUGUUGCAGCAUUUCAUCCACUAAAAGAUCGAGCUGUAGCAGCAUUUGUUGUCAUGUUUGUUCUCAUUCAAUUUUUCUUUCAAUUCGGUGCUAACACGACGAUAUUUGUUAUUCCGGCUGAAGUGUUUCCGACACGAUUUCACUCCACAGCUCACGGUCUUUCAGCAGCGUGCGGAAAGGCAGUUGCAAUUCUCGUAGCAUUUGCUUUCAAUAUACUAGUUAAUCAUGAAGGUAAAAAUGCGUUUCUACCACAGAAACUCGGCAUUUUUGCUGGUAUUCAAUUUAUUGAUCUUCUUAUCACCAAAUUUCUAUUGCCCGAAUCGAAGGGUCUAGAUUUGGACUAUUUCGAAGAGAGUGAAGCGGAAUGGCGUCCAAAAAAUCAAGAAAACCAUGUUGUUGUCAAUGAAUAUCAAACUUAUCAUUAG